UAAAUCCUUUGUUCUAGGACAACUAUAAUGCACUCCAUUUGGCCGCUAUGUACUCGAGAGAAGAUGUGGUAAAGCUGCUACUGACGAAGAAAGGAGUCGACGUAUAUGCCCCAGGAGGACCGAAGCAGCAGACUGCAGUGCACCUGGUGGCCAGCAGGCAGACUGGCACGGCAACCAGCAUCCUCAGGGCGCUCCUCGCCAGCGCCGGCAGGGACAUCAGGACCAGCAAGGAUGGGAAGGGGAAGAUCCCGCUGCUGCUGGCCGUGGAGGCCGGGAACCAGAGCAUGUGCCGGGAGCUGCUGUCCCAGUCCACUCUGGAGCAGCUGAGGGCCACCAGCGAGAACGGCGACACGGCCCUCCACCUGGCCGCCAGGAAGAGGGACAUCGACAUGGUCAGGAUACUCGUCGACUACGGAGCGCCCGUCGAUGGCCAGAACGGGGAAGGACAAACAGCUUUGCACAUCGCUUCCGCAGAAGGAGACGAGACCUUGGUCAAAUAUUUUUAUGGAGUUAGAGCCAAUGCUUCCAUUGCGGACAAUCUAGAUCGUACUCCAAUGCAUUUAGCUGCUGAAUAUGGUCAUGCAGGUAUCAUUGAACUUCUCGCAGAUAAGUUCAAAGCGUCGAUAUUUGAAAGAACUAAAGAUGGAUCCACGUUAAUGCACAUUGCAUCUCUCAAUGGACAUGCUGAUUGUGCCACCAUGUUGUUCAAAAAAGGAGUUUAUCUCCAUAUGCCUAACAAAAAAGGAGCUCGCAGUAUACACACUGCUGCUAAAUAUGGUCAUGUUGGUAUCAUAAGCACUUUACUGCAGAAAGGAGAGCUUGUUGAUGUUACGACCAGUGAUAAUUACACCCCAUUGCAUAUUGCUGUCGAGUCUGCCAAACCAGCUGUUGUAGAAACGCUUCUUGGAUAUGGAGCUGAUGUCCAUGUUAGAGGAGGACGACUGAAAGAAACUCCGCUGCAUAUUGCAGCUCGUGUAGAAGAUGGAGACAAAUGUGCAAUUAUGCUACUCAAAUCAGGUGCUGCACCUAAUUUGCCUACAGAUGAUGGGGAAACUUCUGUCCAUGUUGCAGCAAAACAUGGCAAUUUAAAUACCCUUAUACUUCUCUUAGCUGAUGGAGGCGACCCUCUACGUAAAUCAAAUAUUGGAGAAACUCCUCUUCAUUUAGCCAGUAGAGGUUGUAAAAGUGAGAUUGUUGAACAUCUUAUUCACUUUGUGAAAGAAAAUAGUGGGCCAGAGAUUGCUACUAACUACGUAAAUUCAGUUACUGAUGAUUGUGCGACAGCUUUGCAUUAUGCUGGUCAAAUAGAAAAAAAUAUAGUUCCUGAGGAUAAACCGGAUGCUGAUAAGAAAGUCGUACAUUAUUUAGUGGAAGGUGGUGCCAACGUCGAUCUUCUUACCAAACAAAAUUCAGAAACUGUCUUCCACUAUUGUGCAACUGUCGGCAAUAAUGAUAUCCUCAUCGAAAUGAUUUCAUUGAUGUCUGGAACUGAAGUUCAAAAGGCUAUGAACCGACAGAAUGGACAAGGAUGGACACCAUUACUCAUUGCUUCCCAUCAGGGACAUUUAGAAAUGGUCAAUACUCUUCUUAAUAAUCAUGCGAGGGUAGAUGUGUUUGACAACGAAGGUAGAUCUGCUCUUCAUUUGGCUGGUGAGAGGGGUUACUUAGAAGUGUGUGAUUCCCUUCUUUCCCACAAGGCAUUUAUUAACAGCAAAUCUCGUGUCGGAAGAACUGCACUCCAUUUAGCUGCUAUGAUGGGUUAUGCCAAUCUAUGCAAAUUUCUGGUCACUGAUCACAAUGCUGUAAUAGACAUCCUGACCCUAAAGAAACAGACACCACUCCAUUUAGCUGCAGCUGCUGGACAACUGGAAGUUUGUAAACUGCUAUUAGAGCUUGGAGCCAACAUAGACGCUACGGACGAUCGAGGACAAAAACCAAUUCAUGUUGCUGCUCAAAACAACUAUCCAGAAGUUGCCCAACUGUUUCUUCAGCAACAGCAUUCUUUGGUUAUGGCUACCACAAAGGAUGGAAAUAACUGUGCUCAUAUCGCAGCGAUGCAAGGCUCUGUGAGGGUCAUUGAAGAAUUAAUGAAAUUCGAUAGAGCUGGAGUAAUAUCUGCAAGAAAUAAAAUUACUGAAGCAACUCCUCUACAGUUAGCCUCAGAAGGAGGUCAUGCCAAUGUUGUCAAGGUUUUAGUUCGGGCUGGUGCAUCUCCUACCGAUGAAAAUAGAGCUGGUUUCACAGCAGUUCAUUUAGCCGCCCAACAUGGCCAUGGACACGUUCUUGAGGUCAUGAAGUCUACUCAAUCUCUGAGAGUUACUAGCAAGAAACUGGGCGUAACAGCUUUACACGUGGCUGCAUACUUUGGUCAAGCUGACACUGUGAGAGAAUUGUUGGCAACAGUACCUGCAACUGUAAAGUCUGAUCCUCCACAAGGAGCUAGUCUUGUCGGUGAAUUGGGGAAUGAAUCAGGUAUGACUCCCCUUCAUCUGGCUUCCUAUUCGGGAAACGAAAAUGUAGUAAGACUGUUACUGAAUUCUGCUGGCGUCCAGGUUGAAGCUGCAACUACUGAAAAUGGAUAUAAUCCUCUCCAUCUCGCUUGCUUUGGUGGACACAUUACUGUAGUGGGCCUUCUGCUCAGCAGGUCUGCAGAUCUCCUGCAAAGCGUCGAUCACAAUGGUAAAACUGGUCUUCAUAUAGCGUCCAUGCAUGGUCAUUAUCAGAUGGUGGAAGUCCUCCUUGGACAGGGUGCUGAAAUAAAUUCUACAGAUAAGAACGGUUGGACUGCAUUGCAUUGUGCUGCACGUGCUGGCUGGUUGAGCGUAGUUAAACUACUUGUUGAAUCUGGCGCUUCUCCUAAAUCAGAGACGAAUUACGGCUCAGCUCCAAUUUGGUUCGCUGCUGCAGAAGGUCACAAUGAUGUUUUGGAAUACCUUUUAACAAAAGAACAUGACACAUAUUCACUGAUGGAAGACAAAAGGUUUGUAUACAAUCUCAUGAUCUGCAGUAAAAAGCAUAAUGGAAAGCCAAUGCAGGAAUUUGUUCUUGUAUCUCCAGCUCCAGUUGAUGUUGCUGCUAAACUUUCCAGCAUCUAUAUGAACCUGUCAAACAAGGAAAAAGAAAGAGCUAAAGAUUUGAUUGCUGCCAGUAAAAUGUGUGAAAGUAUGGCUACUGAAUUGUUAGCUCUUGCGGCUGGAGCUGAUUCUGCUGGUCGUAUAUUAACUGCCACCGAUCGGAAGGGAACAGAGUUUCUAGAUGUCCUAAUUGAAAAUGAACAGAAAGAAGUGAUAGCUCAUACUGUUGUUCAAAGGUACUUGCAGGAGCUGUGGCAAGGCAGCCUUAACUGGACUGCAUGGAAAACAAUUCUUCUCUUUUUAACAUUUAUAUUUUGCCCUCCCGUGUGGGUAUAUUUCACACUUCCUUUGGGGCAUAAGUACUACAAAAUUCCGAUCAUCAAAUUUAUGUCUUAUCUAACAUCUCAUGUUCAUUUAAUGAUACUGUUAGACUUUGUUGGCAUCACCCCAAUUUACCCGACUGUGAGACCGACUGUUAUGCCGUACUGGUAUGAAUGGACCCUUUUAGUUUGGCUCUCAGGAUUGCUAUUAUCAGAACUUACGAAUCCCUCUGAUAAAAGUGGACUUGGUUGGAUAAAACUUGCUGUGCUUCUGUUCAGCAUUCUCGGAGUUGCCGUGCAUUUAUUAGAAAUAGUUAUCGAGCGUGUAUACUGGCCAACGAUUAUGUACUUAAGGAACCAACUGUUUGCGCUAGCAUUUCUUUUGGCAUGCGUACAGAUUCUUGAUUUCUUAUCAUUCCAUUACCUGUUUGGACCAUGGGCUAUCAUUAUUGGAAAUCUUAUGAAAGAUCUUGCCAGGUUUCUUGCUGUUCUUGGAAUUUUUGUUUUUGGUUUUUCGAUGCAGAUUGUUGCUCUCAAUCAACCAUUCAAAAAUCCUACUCCAAAAGAAUUGAAAAAUCAAAAGAAAGAACCUGAAGGAAUUUUCCAAGAAGUUAAAAUGCAUCCUAUGAAAGCUAUCGAGCUCCUUUCUUUUGCUGUAUUUGGGCAAACUGGACCCACAUCCAUAAUUGCCAGAAAAGACAACGAACCAAUGACUCAACCAUCUUGGACGGUGUACUUUUUUACUUUUUUCUAUGGAAUUUAUAUGCUGGUAUCUGUAGUCGUAUUGAUUAAUUUGUUGAUUGCCAUGAUGAGUGACACUUAUCAAAGGAUACAAGCUCAAUCUGAUAUUGAAUGGAAGUACGGAUUAGCCAAGUUGAUUCGAAACAUGCACAGGACAACGGUUUCUCCAUCUCCAAUAAACCUCAUCACAACAUGGUUUAUGUAUUUUUUACAUCUUUGUAAAACAAAAAUGGCACAAAGGAAAAGGCCUAGUUUAGUUCAGAUGAUGGGUCUGCAAUCUAGGUCAAGAGUCAGUGCUCGGACAAAGAUGGGUGCCAAAUGGUUAGCCAAAGUGAAGAAAGGGCAAGUUGCUCCUAAAGAGCCUGUAGCAUUGAGUGUUGUACAUCUGAGUCCUCUGGGAUCACAGUUGAGCUUUAGCAAUGCAGCCACGAAACUAGAAAACGUCGCGGACUGGGAAGCCAUUGCCAAAAAAUACAGAGCCCUCAUAGGGGAGCAAGAGGAGACUAAAGCAGAAGGUGACGCAGCCGUUGGUUCCGUCAAUGCCUCACAGGCUACCCUUCCCGUUGCCAAUGUAUAA
This is a messenger RNA of Nezara viridula (southern green stink bug), 4712 nucleotides long. Lineage: Eukaryota; Metazoa; Arthropoda; Insecta; Hemiptera; Pentatomidae. The record is from the annotation of a GenBank genome assembly.